Oncorhynchus mykiss (rainbow trout) is the source of this 4890-nucleotide messenger RNA. NCBI's taxonomy places the organism in Eukaryota, Metazoa, Chordata, Actinopteri, Salmoniformes, Salmonidae. The record is from RefSeq and is a predicted model, not a curated record.
CACACGGUGAGGGGCUUCAUUCUCAACCCAAAGAUUCAGGCUAACGCAUCCACCCCAUUUUAGAGUCAAGGAAAAGGGGAAGGUACCAGGGCACCAGACUCCCCACAGUGUCCAUGUUUCUUCUGUCAUGUCUAUGCGUAUCUGAGCGUACUACCCACCGCAACCAACCAGCAAAUCAAGGCCGGAACUAGGAUCUAUCUAUUUACCACAGGACUGUCAGGAACGGUUUUAGACGUAAAGGUUUGUCCUAUUCGUCAUCAUGUUCUGAGAAAAAUCAUCUCAUCAUUCCAGGUUUUGAAAAUCCAACUCAAACUGAGAAACAUUUCCACGUUGAUGAACCAAGCGUCGGUCAUGUUCUGCACCUGACCAGCAGUAGCCUCUAUUCUCGGCACGGACUGUUACCACGACGGCAACUUUUAGAAGAAGUUAAACCCUCUCAUUGACUGAGUGGAGGGAAAAGCGAAAUCUUUAAUCGAAUAAAGUUUUUCCGUUUCUUCCCAUUUUUAUCUGCAUUACAAAGGCGAAACGGCGACUUCCAUUGAUUACCCGUCUUUCCUUUGCUAUCCGAUGGAUAUUCACUGCAAAGUAGACCCGUUCUCAGCGAUGCACCUCUCCCAUAUAGGGCACGGCGGUGUGAACCAGCUAGGCGGGGUGUUUGUCAACGGCAGACCCCUACCUGACGUGGUGAGGACAAGAAUCGUAGAACUCGCGCACCAAGGAGUGAGACCCUGUGACAUUUCGAGACAACUACGGGUCAGCCACGGCUGUGUCAGCAAAAUACUGGGCAGCUAUCAAAAGGAUUUUAAAAGAUACUACGAGACCGGAAGUAUAAAGCCAGGAGUUAUUGGUGGGUCCAAACCGAAAGUGGCGACUCCAAAGGUUGUGGAUAAAAUAGCGGACUACAAGCGCCAGAAUCCGACCAUGUUCGCGUGGGAAAUCAGAGACAGACUGUUAGCUGAGGGCGUCUGUGACAACGACACGGUUCCAAGCGUCUCGUCCAUUAACAGGAUAAUACGAACAAAAGUCCAGCAGCCUUUCCACCCGUCUCCAGAUGGAACAUCCCUGUCUGCCCCAGGCCACACCAUGGUACCGAGCCAGGCCUCUCCACCUGUAACAAGCCCUUCCAACGACCCUGUGGGGUCCUACUCCAUCAACGGCAUCCUGGGUAUUCCCCGGUCAAACGGCGAGAAGAGGAAACGAGAUGAAGAUGGUUCAGAUGGGUCUGGCCCAAACACUGAUUCUCAGGUUAGUGUGGACAGUUUACGGAAGCACCUGCGGGCCGAUGCUUUCACUCAGCAGCAGCUGGAAGCUUUGGACCGGGUCUUUGAGCGCCCGUCGUACCCCGACGUCUUCCCGACCUCGGAGCACAUCAAACCAGAACAGGCCAACGAGUACUCCCACUCCCACUCCCUGUCCUCCCUGAAUCCUGGUCUGGACGGCGAGGUCAAACCCAGCCUGUCCUCCAGCAGUAACCAGAACCUGGGCCCCAGUGUCUCUGUGACGCAGAGCUACUCUGUAGGUCGAGACAUGGCCAACACAACCCUACCGGGUUAUCCCCCUCACGUUCCCCCCACCGGCCAAGGCAGCUACCCCACCUCAACACUGGCCGGAAUGGUUCCUGGGAGUGAGUUUACAGGAAACCCUUACAGUCAUCCACAGUACACGACCUACAACGAGGCAUGGCGGUUCAGCAACCCAGCAUUACUAAGUUCCCCUUAUUAUUAUAGUGCCACAUCCAGAGGUUCCGGACCACCUACUGCUGCCACGGCAUAUGACCGCCACUAGUUACCAUGGAAACCAAAUCAACCACCACCACCACCACCUACACCAUGACUACAACCAUGGCUUCGGCAGCGUCCAUGUUGCCCCGGUGUGAACAGAGGGCAUGAGGUGAUACCGUUAAGACAGCUAACAGGCAGCUCCAUUUCCUGUAUAUCACACUACUACACACAACAGAAGAAGAACGGUCCUGCUGGAUACCACACUACUACACACAACAGAAGAAGAACGGUCCUCCUGGAUACCACACUACUACAUACAACAGAAGAAGAACGGUCCUCCUGGAUACCACACUACUACACACAACAGAAGAAGAAGGGUCCUCCUGGAUACCGCACUACUACACACAACAGAAGAAGAACGGUCCUCCUGGAUACCACACUACUACACACAACAGAAGAAGAACGGUCCUCCUGGAUACCACACCACUAGACACAACAGAAGAAGAACGGUCCUGCUGGAUACCACACUACUACACACAACAGAAGAAGAACGGUCCUGCUGGAUACCACACUACUACACACAACAGAAGAAGAACGGUCCUCCUGGAUACCACACUACUACACACAACAGAAGAAGAACGGUCCUCCUGGAUACCACACUACUACACACAACAGAAAAAUCCCUGAUCGUUCGGGAUACCAUGCAGACAACUUCCCAUCAACCAUGAAUUUGGAGACCUUCAAAGUAGUGAAAAAUGUAAAAUUCUUCGUUCUGAUCUGCGUGACUGUACAUUACCACUAGAGACGUUGAAAGACUAUAUAUACACGUGAUACUACUGAGGUUACUGAGGUAAAACAAAAAUAAAUAAAUAAACAAAAAAAACUACAAGUUUUGAAAAUGAAAAGGAGGAAUUUGUAUCUUUUCCUUUUUUGUAAUGGUCCUCCGUUUGUUUUUUCCUCCUUCGUGGAUCAAAACGUGACAUUUACUUGACUGAUCUGUCGGCUGACGGAGGAACCCGUCCUGAGCUGAGUGUCCAGUACAGUAUAGUAGCAGGCUGUUGUUCCCCUUCCUUCUGCAUCGGUCUGAACCUUCUACUCUACGGGCAGUGCAAUGAGAUCAAAAGCUAAAGACGUUGGCGUCGAUGCGACUAAGGCUGCCGCAGCCUGGUUCCACCCCUCUAUUACAAACAAACGUACAGUCAUUUUUGUAACCAACCAAACGUUCAAGCAUGAUGAAAUGAAUCAGUUGCUUUUUUUUUUUGAUGAUGAUGAUGCCAGGAGCAGAUUAUAAGGCGGUGUUCUCUGUGAUACACAAUCAGACGGAGGGAAAAUGAAAAGAAAACGAGAAAACGCUGAAUUGAUAAAUGAGAAGGACAUUGUGACAUACCGUGGUCUUCUAAUUUACAAGUUUUUAAAAAAUAAUAAAAAAAACCCUAGUAAAUAUAUUCUUAAAGAUUUUUUUAUUUUGUUUUUAUAAUUGUUAUUGACAUCUUAAUGAAUUGCAAAUAAUAUGCUUGACUUUUUGUUGUUGUCAUUUUUAUUUGUCAGGAUACUAGAAAUAAUCAGGCAGAAUCUAUUUUGUAUUUGUUUUUAAUUUUGCACUAUUUUUUGAGUUUUGACACACUGGGAGCGCUAUUAUGCAGACUUUGACCUGGAGGUUUGACACACUGGGAGCGCUAUUAUGCAGGCGUUUGAACCUGGAGGUUUGACACACUGGGAGCGCUAUUAUGCAGGCGUUUGAACCUGGAGGUUUGACACACUGGGAGCGCUAUUAUGCAGACUUUGACCUGGAGGUUUGACACACUGGGAGCGCUAUUAUGCAGGCGUUUGACCUGGAGGCUUGACACACUGGGAGCGCUAUUAUGCAGGCGUUUGAAACCUGGAUGCCUAUUUGUCUUGUUUUACAAUAUAUUAUUAUGUUGAAGAAAGGAAGAAGAAACGUAGAACCAUGACAUCAUCGCGACAUCAUCACGACAUCAUCGCGACAUCAUCACGACAUCAUCACGACUUCAUCGUGACCUUUUUCGGUCCGGAGAGGCACUUCAGACGUCGCUGCUUUCUGUUGACCGUUUCCUUGACUUCCCGGUAGCAUUAUGUCCGGAGGUCGCUUUGGUAACACCACUGCAAUUCCCCCAGUUUGUCUCUCUCUACCUUACGUAGUACGCUUACUAUCCACACAUACAAGUUAGCUAGCUAACGUUUUAAGUUUGAACCUAAGUCUUUGGCAUUAAGAUAUUAGCAUAACAUUUGCUCAUUUAAAUUUAAUUAAAAAUUAAAUUAAACUAUUUUCCUUUGACUAACUAAUUCAAUCAUUAAUAGUCAAGUUUAAUGGUUAUUGCUUGCAUCCUGCAUGGCACCCGAUUCCCUUGAUAGUGCACUACUUUUGACCAGAAGUAGUGCACUACGUAGGGAAUAGGGUUCCAUUUGAUACGCAGAAAUAGUAUCGUUAGUAUAGUCAUUUCAUUCUGAUGUGGCCUUCGUCACAUAAGGAAACAUACGUUUCAACUAAAAAGCAAAAGGCAAAGAUUUCAGUUAAAUGCCUUUAAUCACAUGCAGGUUGUUGUUGUUUUGUUUUUUUUAGUCAAGGUUUCAACUUCCUAUAUUUGUUUUGUUUUUUUCGUUUUGUCGUAUAAGACGUCAAGUGACUUAUCCAGUUGGUUUGUCUUGAAAAUCACACCGGUAACACCGACCUGGCUGGAAGAAUGGGGGGAAAAAAACGUGAUUAAACAUUACCUUACAUCGUUUAACUUUCAAGUGAAUGUAUUUUUUUACCACAUUUGCCAAAGACUUUAGUUCUUGUUCUUGUUUCGUCUAUUUACAGCCUGCAUACGUCUGCAUUGUGAGAGCAGUAUUAUAGGGAGAAAACACACGCAAAUUGUCCGUUACUGAAAGUACAUGUAUCAAUUCUAUGCAGAGCAGAGAACGGUCGUCAUUAUUAUGCAUAUUUAGCUGUAAAAACCCAUAGGAAGGUGAUUGAAUUUAUUUAAUGUUAUGUUAUUUACAAAACUGUUGAUUUAUUUGUAGAAUAAUUUGUGUAUAAUGUGAAAACACUUGACUUUCACUCUGUAAAUACAGUCAAAUAAUAUGUACAUCUCUGAUCAUCCGUAUUAUGCCCUCUCGUCCACUGGAGUCUCACUGGUUCAAUAAUAAAGUGUCUAAACUCUUCUAA